UGAAUAAACACCAUUAAUCAAAUAAUCACCAAACUUCAUUUCCACCAACCCUUUUCAACAAGUAUACCAAAAAUCACAUUUUUACACUCAAUCACCAUCUCCAACCUCAAAAAAAAAGAAAGAAACCAGAACAAGAAGCUUAUCUUCAACAACUCAUCAAUGGAGAUCGAACCAAUCACUACCCAGAAAACUCCAGAAUCCUCUGAAACCACAGACCCCAAAAAUCCUCCAUUAUUAACAGCUUCAAUCUCACUUUCUCUCUCCUCAAUCCUCCCUACCCAUUUCUUCACCCCUUCCAAAACCACCCAACUUUUCUCCCCCAAAAACGUUAAAAUUCCACCCCAAAUCACCUCCGCUCUUUCCACUCUUUCUCUCUCCUCCUCCACUCUAUCUCAACCAAAACUCUUCUCCAAAAAGUCAUCUUCCUCCGCUUCCCCUCUUCAAAACCCUCUUUCUCUUAACCCUCGUCUUCCUUCAGACCCCUCUAAUGGUGCUGCUGCUCGGAGAGCUACAAUUGUUUGGUUCAGAAAUGACCUUAGGGUUCAUGAUAAUGAGUGUCUUACCACUGCUAACAAUGAGUCAAUGUCUGUUUUGCCGGUUUAUUGUUUUGACCCAAGGGAUUAUGGGAAAUCGUCAUCUGGGUUUGAUAAAACCGGUCCGUUUCGCGCUUCUUUCGUGGUGGAAUCGGUUACUGAUCUUAGGAAGAGUCUUAGGGCAAGAGGGUCUGAUUUGGUUGUGAGGGUUGGGAAGCCUGAGACUGUUCUUGUUGAGAUGGCGAAGGCGGUUGGGGCGGACGCGUUGUAUGUGCACAGGGAGGUGUCCAAGGGGGAGGCGAAAGCCGAGGGGAAGAUUGAGGCAGCAAUGAAGGAGGAAGGGAUUGAAGUGAAGUAUUUUUGGGGUAGUACAUUGUAUCAUUUGGAGGAUUUGCCCUUUGAAUUGAAAGGUAUGCCUACUAAUUAUGGCGGGUUUAGGGAGAAAGUGCAAGGGCUGAAAGUUAGGGAUACUGUGGCUGCUUUGGAUCAGUUGAAAGGCUUGCCUUCAAGAGGGGAUGUAGAGGCUGGAGAGAUUCCUUCUCUUGUUGAAUUGGGUCUUAACCCAAAUGCCACAUUGUCCCAGGAUGGAAAACCAUCUGUCAAUGGUUCCCUGGUGGGAGGAGAGACUGAAGCAAUGCAAAGGCUCCAAAAAUUCGCAGCUGAAUGCAAGGUUCAGCCACCCAAGUCGAAGGACACUAACAGUAUAUAUGGUGCCAACUUCUCUUGCAAAAUUUCUCCAUGGCUAGCCAUGGGAUGCCUUUCUCCUCGACAUAUGUUUGAUGAACUGAAGAAAACUGCUUCCAGAACAAUUUCCGCUUCAAACCGGAAAGACGGUGAUGAUGGAAUGAACUGGUUGAUGUUUGAACUGCUGUGGAGGGAUUUUUUCAGAUUUAUCACAGCAAAAUACAGUUUGGCUACGAAACUUGUCGAUGCUACCCCAGCAACUGCUUGCACAGGUGCACUUGCUUGAAGCAAGAACUCAAACUAUAUUGUGAUAAACUUGUGAGAGUUUUGGGUUGCUGACAACAACAAAGAGCUCCUGUUAAACAAACAGUCGUGAAUGCGGGAGUUUCCAUUUUUCUGGGGUCAGCUUGUUUAUGCCCUUUUUUCCAAGGAUCUCUGCAUAUUUUGUUAACCACCUAUCCCUUGUAUUGUCUGUCCAUCUUUUUGAACUAUUGACUGGUCUAUCAAUAAUCAAAUUCUGGCUUUAGGUUAUGGUAUCUCAAUACAUAUCCUCAAUUACUAGAACAA
Molecule: messenger RNA, 1784 nt
Organism: Spinacia oleracea (spinach)
Lineage: Eukaryota; Viridiplantae; Streptophyta; Magnoliopsida; Caryophyllales; Amaranthaceae
Product: blue-light photoreceptor PHR2
Exons: 4
Coding region: 160-1503 (447 amino acids)
Biological process (GO): photoreactive repair
Molecular function (GO): DNA binding; FAD binding; deoxyribodipyrimidine photo-lyase activity
Source: RefSeq, a predicted model, not a curated record